AGCAACGCUAAUCGUGAUUAAUUAUCCAAACAAAAGAGUUAGCUCCGCUUCUCUCUCUGUCUCCCAAUUACCUUUGACUUCCACUUUCCCGUUCCCCGUCUCAAAAGAAUCCUUUUUCGUAUUUUCUCUUUUCUUUCUCAAAUCUCUCUCUUUCUCCCUUUCUCUACAUCCGGCUCUCUGUGUGUAGAAGAACAUAAGAAGAAGACGACGGGAGCAAACAGUCUCAUAGAAACACCUCUACAGUACCAAUCUUUUUCUUCUUCGCCAUCGCCGUCGAUUUUCACCAUCAUCUUCAUCGGAAGCAGCUCUCCAAUCUGCAAUCGCUAGGGUUUUUGUAUUUUUGUUAAUGUUAAAUUCCACACUGUGUCCGACUUCCUGCAAUCGCGCGGCAAUCGGAGACAUCUGAAGAGCUCUUCUGAGUCCUUUGUCGUAGUUUGCAAAUCCCGCUGCUCACCGGAGUUCCGCAAUGCACCGAGUGGGUAGUGCAGGGAACACAAAUAGUUCUGUUCGUCCGCGUAAAGAGAAGAGGCUUACAUAUGUGCUGAAUGAUGCAGAUGAUACCAAGCAUUGUGCUGGUGUAAAUUGUGUGACUGUGCUAAAGUCAUCAUCUUCCGAGAAAGAUUACCUUUUCACUGGGAGUCGUGAUGGCACAUUGAAGAGGUGGGCAGUGUCUGAAGAUUCUGCUACUUGUUCUGCUACAUUUGAGUCACAUGUUGAUUGGGUGAAUGAUGCUGUCCUUGCAGGGGAAAAUACCCUUGUCUCAUGUUCUUCAGAUACUACUCUUAAGACUUGGGAUAGCUUGUCCAAAGGAACUUGUACAAGAACUCUCCGACAGCACUCUGACUAUGUUACACGCCUUGCUGCAGCAGAAAGAAAUAGCAAUGUUAUUGCUUCCUGUGGCCUUGGUGGAGAGGUUUUCAUAUGGGAUAUUGAAGCUGCACUCACUCCAGUUUCAAAGUCAAGUGACGCAACUGAAGAUGAGGGCUCAAAUGGGGUAGGUGGCUCUGGUAAUUCGUUGCCUAUGACAAGUUUACGGCCCAUUAGCUCAAGCAACAGUAUUACUUCGCACAACACUCAGUCCCAUGGGUAUGCGCCAACUGUUGCAAAAGGCCAUAAGGAGUCGGUAUAUGCAUUGGCAAUGAAUGAUACUGGAUCAGUUCUUGUAUCGGGUGGAACAGAGAAGGUUGUGCGUGUUUGGGACCCAAGGAGUGGUUCAAAGACAAUGAAGCUAAGAGGUCAUACUGAUAACAUUAGAGCUUUGCUUCUAGAUUCUACUGGCAGGUUUUGCUUAUCAGGGUCUUCUGAUUCAAUGAUCAGACUAUGGGAUCUCGGUCAACAAAGAUGUGUACAUUCUUAUGCGGUGCAUACUGAUUCUGUUUGGGCCCUGGCCAGCACCCCUACAUUUAGUCAUGUUUAUAGCGGCGGGCGAGAUCUUUCUUUGUACUUAACAGACUUGGCGACUAGGGAAAGUGUUCUGCUCUGUUCAAAGGAGCACCCCAUCGUACAAUUGGCUCUACAUGACGACAGUAUAUGGGCUGCAACUACCGACUCUUCAGUUGAUAGGUGGUCGGCAGAUGGACGAAAUCCCCAAAAGGUUUUUCAGAAAGGCGGUUCAUUCUUGGCUGGGAACUUGUCAUUUUCUAGGGCAAGGGUUUCUCUUGAAGGGUCUACACCGGUGCCUGUUCAUAGGGAACCCACCCUGACGAUUCCAGGAACUCCUGCGAUAGUGCAGCAUGAGAUUUUAAAUAAUAAAAGACAUCUAUUGACCAAGGACACUGCUGGUUCGGUUAAGCUAUGGGAGAUCACAAAGGGCGUGAUAGUUGAGGACUAUGGGAAGGUGCCGUUCGACGAGAAGAAAGAGCAAUUAUUUGAGAUGGUAAGCAUUCCUUCAUGGUUCACUGUGGAUACGAGGCUUGGAUGCUUGUCAGUGCAUCUGGACACUCCACAAUGCUUUUCAGCUGAGAUGUAUUCAGCAGACCUCAGCAUUCCCGGGAAAGCUGAAGAUGAUAAGGUUAAUCUGGCCCGUGAAACCCUUAAAGGACUGUUGUCUCAUUGGUUAUCCAAAAAAAAGCAAAGAGUUGGAUCUCAAGCUUCUUCUAAUGGCGAGGUUCUUCCUGGCAAGGAUAUCACUUCUAGAAGCCUUGCCAAUUCCAGAGUUGAGGUAGAUGGCAGUGCUGAGAAUGACUCCAUCAUAUAUCCUCCAUUUGAGUUUUCCACAGCUUCUCCCCCUUCAAUUAUAACCGAGGGCUCUCAAGGGGGUCCAUGGAGAAAGAAAAUCACUGAUUUGGACGGAACAGAAGAUGAAAAGGAUUUACCUUGGUGGUGCCUAGACUGCGUGCUGCAUAAUCGCUUACCUCCUAGGGAGAAUUCCAAGUGUAGCUUUUAUCUGCAUCCCAGUGAAGGCAAUUCUUUCCAGAUCCUCACACAAGGCAAACUUAGUGCUCCACGCAUACUGAGAAUCCAUAAAGUUGUCAAUUAUGUGCUAGAGAAGAUGGUUCUAGACAAACCACUUGACAAUUUGAAUCCCGAGGGAACGUUUGCUCCCGGACUUGGUGGAGGACCAUUGCAACAUUCAGCACUUGGGGAUGGAUCUUUCCGCUCUGGACCAAAACCUUGGGUGAAGUCCAGGAAUACUAUAGAGAUAUUAUGCAAUAACCAGGUCCUGUCCCCAGAAAUGAGUUUAGCCACAGUGCGAGCUUACAUAUGGAAGAAGCCUGAGGAUCUGAUCCUCAACUACAGAAUUAUCCAGGGAAAGUGAUGUUAUACACAACUAUUUCCAAACAGGUCAGAUAUCAACUGGCUUCGAGACAAGUGAUCUUUUCCCUGUGUAAAAAUACUUGGGAAUGUAUCUACUCUUCUGGCUGCGGUUACUUUGAUAAUCAGAAACGGGGAAGACCAGACCAAUCAAAUUGCCAAAUAUGAGGCCAUGUCAGAACUGCCUUGAAGAUUGAUGAUGGCGUUCUCUUCCGGCAAACAGGUGGCACAUAAAUUUUGAACUUUCUCUAGCCAUCUUGGGCUGUAAGGCUGGAAGGGAGUGGGUUUCAGGUGGUAGAUGGUCAUUGCUGGUCUCAAUAUCCUGUAGCCAUAAAACAACAGAAUUAGUGUUCAGCUUUGUUCUUUUCUUUUCCGGGUUGAAAUAAAUACCGGUUUUCUCCUGCUUUAUGAUUUUGU
Molecule: messenger RNA, 3171 nt
Organism: Linum tenue
Lineage: Eukaryota; Viridiplantae; Streptophyta; Magnoliopsida; Malpighiales; Linaceae
Source: the annotation of a GenBank genome assembly